Molecule: messenger RNA, 966 nt
Organism: Ipomoea triloba (trilobed morning glory)
Lineage: Eukaryota; Viridiplantae; Streptophyta; Magnoliopsida; Solanales; Convolvulaceae
Product: telomere repeat-binding factor 4-like
Exons: 5
Coding region: 131-739 (202 amino acids)
Biological process (GO): nucleosome assembly
Cellular component (GO): nucleosome
Molecular function (GO): double-stranded telomeric DNA binding
Source: RefSeq, a predicted model, not a curated record
UAAUAUAAGAGGCUUAUUGUAUUUAUUUUUUGUUUAGGAUAAAUGGAGGAAUCUGAAUGUAAGUGCAAAUGCGCAAGGCUCAAGGGAUAAAUCAAGGAAUCAAAAGCCAAAGGCCAUUGCUGAUGUUCCUAUGACUCCAGUUCCCAAUGCAAUAACCCAUGCUUCCUCCACUCCACUUUUACUGGAGACAGCAACACCAGCAGAUGCUGCCGUUGAGGAUAACUCAAAAUGUUUAUUAGAUGGAAAAACUGCUUCAAAGUACAAUGGAAUGAUUUAUGAAGCACUUACGAAUCUAAAGGACCCAAGUGGAUGCGAUAUAGGUACAAUUGUCAAUUUCAUUGAGCAAAGACAUGAAGUGCCACCAAAUUUCAGACGGCUACUGAGUUCUAGGUUGAGGAGGCUUGUUCAACAAGACAAACUUGAAAAGAUACAGAACUGCUUUAGGAUCAAGAAAGAGUUCUUACAUGCAUCAUCAACAACUCCGACUCCAAAAAUAAAGGAGAGUGGGCCAAAAGAGGAUUUGCAAAACACUGGCUAUCUCGGUGAUACAGUAGAAGAAGCAGCUAUAGCGGCUGCCUACAUGAUUGCAGAAGCAGAAAACAAAUCAUUUGUGGCAGCUGAAGCUGUCAAGGAGGCUGAGAGGGUCUCGCGAAUGGCUGAGGAUAGUGACGUACUGCUUCAGUUGGCAAAGGAUAUCUAUGACAAAUGUGCUCGUGGAGAAAUUGUGCUACUGGCUUAGGAUAUGUAUGGUCUACAAAUCUUUUAGAGGUUGUAAAUCAGUGAUUAUUCUUUAGUUGUUUAGUUGAUUAAUAUGACACUGUUAUAGGUCUUAAAUCAAGAAUUUCCAUGUGCAAUUUAUAUAUGCUAUAUACAGGGAUCAUUCUUGUUGCAUCUUUCUUGUGUUGUAUAAAGAUAUAUGGAUUCUGGGAAGUUUGCAACCCAGGGCUCCUAUCUCCUCUUUUUUUC